Dimorphilus gyrociliatus is the source of this 2016-nucleotide messenger RNA. The record is from the annotation of a GenBank genome assembly. NCBI's taxonomy places the organism in Eukaryota, Metazoa, Annelida, Polychaeta, Dinophilidae.
AUGUAUUUUAUAAUUAGAACUUGAUAAAAUGACAUUAAAAAUUAUAUGCUAUAGUCUAUUAAUUUUAAUUCAUAAUAGUUCUAUUCAAGCUCGAAAUCUUGAAAAUGAAUAUAAAUACAAUCAAGAACGAGAUAAAUUAAUUGAGGAAGAAGAAAAGUUAAGUCAAAUUGAUCAGAUCAAUUUAAAUGAAGAAGAAAAAAUUGUAGAUGAUUAUCUACACUUUUUGAAAGUUCAAGAGUUUUUAAAAACUUCCGACUCUUCGAUUGGUUUCCCUCCAGCAAGACCAAUUGAAGAGAAGCUAAAUGAAAUAAGAUCAUCAGAAGUGUUCCAAGAAUUGUCUAAAUUACCUAAAGGAGGAAAUAUGCAUACACACGAAAGUUGUUUCCUCUAAUUUCCUUUAAUUAAAAAUCUAUAUUUAAGAAUUUAAUUAAUUUCUCUUUUGCUCUUCUAUCAGAUUACAUUCUCGGUCAUAGAGCUGUUUUGGAAAUCUUGUUUAAUGCACCUGAAUUUGAAGAUUUGUACGUCGCUGAAGAAUCUAAUAGUCAAUCUCGACAUUAUUCAUUGGAUUUGUUCGUAAAUCCUCCACCCAUCAGUUCAGGUGUCAAAUGGGUCAAGGUAAAGGAUAAUUCAACAUACACUAUCGACUUUCUUGUGAAAAAGCACACCCUUAUGAAUAUUUUAACUGAUGAAGCAAAAAAAUAUCCAACUGACAGUCGAAUGCGUUGGAAAUUAAUGGAUACGCUAUGGGGAAAAGUUACUAGCACUUUUAGACACGUAAAUAUUAGAGCGAAAUUCUUAACUGAAUUAUUAAGUACUGUUUUAAAAGAAAACGUACAAUACAUGGAAACUAGAGCAAGUAGAAUUCAACGCCUAUACAUUCUAGACAAAUCUGGAGGUAGCUCUGAAAAUUUUGGUAAAAAAUAUAUUGACGAAAGUGAAGAAUACCCUGGUAAAACAAAUAUAGACUUUACAAGAGAAAUUGUCAACAAUUUUACAGCCAGCAACCCUGAAUUUAUCGGUUAUAAAAUCAUUGCAGCAUCAAAUAGAAAAACAACUAAUGAAAGAAUUAAAAAUGAUCUUAUUAUAUCCAAGGAAAUGUUCGAAAAAGCAGGAGAUAUGAUAAAAGGCAUUGAUUUAGUUGCUGAAGAAGAUAGUGGGAAAUCGCACAUGUUUUUCCUUGAAAAUCUCCUUAAUAUUUCCGGUAACCCUUCUCCUCUUUAUCAUACAGCUGAAACCAACUGGCCUGAUGAUUUACUACCUUCACCUUUUGAUAACGAUCCUGUUUCUGCCUUACAAAACACCUAUGAAUCUGUCUUGUUAGGAGCAAAACGAGUUGGACACGGAAUUGGGUUCUUUAAGCAUCCCUAUCUUUUAAAUGAGCUGAAAAAAAGAGACGUUGCUAUAGAGAUUUGUCCCGUUUCUAACCAAAUUCUUGGUUAUACUGCUGAUCUUAGAAAUCACCCAGGUAUUGGUUAUAUUCGAAACGGUCUACCAGUCGUUUUAGGAUCAGAUGAUCCAGGUGGUUUUGGAUAUGAUAACUUCACAAUUGACUGGUAUGAGGCUUUCAUGGGUUGGGGUUUAGAUCUACGAGACUUGAAGAAACUAGCGUCAAACUCGAUCAAAUACUCAGGAUUGAAUUCUGAAGAGAAAACAAUAGCUGUACAAAAAUGGGAGUCAUCCUGGAACAGUUAUAUUUCUACCACUCGACUAAAGGCUUGUAAACUUCAAUUUAAAAUAGAUCCUACAUUCAACAGAGUUCUGCCGAGAGAGGGCGCAUUGAAUGGAGGUGAAAAGGUUCAUAUCUACGGUAGACACUUUGAGAAGGGAAUAUGUCAAACCAUAAAAUGUAAAUUUGGAAAUUACGAAGAAACUGAAGGAGAAUUACUAAACACUUAUUUAAUCAAUUGUCAAGUUCCAUCGAAAUCAAACAAUGACGUAGAGGAAGUUCCAAUCAGUAUUUCGUUAAAUGGAACAUCUUUCAUAGAUACAGAUUUAUCUUUUACAUUCAAAUAUUAA